AUGACUAUGACCUUGCUAUUGUCUCGAUGGAACUUACAUGGCAAGCCAAUACUCCCCAAUGGCGGAGUAGAACUCGGGCUGCACGAGCUUGUCCGACCUGUCAACGACGAAAGUCACAAUGCUGCCAGUCAUUUAGAUCGCCCGAAUUCACCUGCCCAAUGUAUUGCAAAUUGGCAGAGAACCUCAUCAGCAGAUCCAGCUCUGCAAUCAACCUCCAACACGGAGCGAUUUGUAGGAGACUUGAACCCCGAAGCUUUCAUUCGAGAGAAACUGGAUGAGACAGCUGGGAAUCGUCUCCGUGACCGAGUUGGUCUCUGGAUUAGCUCCCCAUCCAUAAGGGGGCCUGAUCAUGAUGUGCGUGAUUCGCGAGAUGCUGCUGGCAAUGAUACCUUUUCCGCACCACCGCCAUCAUCAUCCCUGGACCGACGGGUAGUUGAAAUCUUAUUAAAUCAGCGUUGCUCAUCUGCGAUCCAAGCAUGUGAGCAGCUUCCCAAGGCAACUAGGGAGUCUCUUACGGCCAUAUAUUUUUCCAAGAUCAACCACACAAUUCCUCUACUAGAGAUGGAGUCAUUUGUCAAUGCUCAAGCCCAAGGCUCUGUUUCUAUUUUCCUUGAGCGUGCCAUCUGCCUUAUUGCAGCAAAAGACCCCGAGGCGCCCUCAGGUCUUCGCCUAUUAGAGGAAGGGCCGAUUGUACCAACGCGUCAAUUCUGCUCUAGCAUCCAUAAUGGACUCACAGUCGCUAUGGAUAUGGAACUAGAGUCUGACCGCUUGACUCGUAUCCGUAUUCUUGCUUUAAUGUCUUUGCAUUUUGAAGGAAAUGAUGGGGGGGAGGCCGCAUCUUUGCAUCUUUGCAAGGCUAUUCAUCAAGCUCAAACAAUAGGUCUACAUCUUGACCGGCCGGACCGGACAUCUGAAGACCCCCUUGUCAAAUUAUUCUGGGGUCUCUGGACCUUGGAUAAAAUGCAUGCAAGCAUUGGCGGUCGUCCAGUUCUUUUGGCCGACCGCGACAUUGGGAUUCCAAGACCAAAAACUCCCCCUCGGGGAGCAUUUGGCGUGUGGCUUGCCAUAUCGGAUUUACUUGCCACCGUCAUAUCCUAUUACCGGCCAUCCGCCGUAAUCACUAGCGGAUGGGAGGAAGGAUUUCCGGCCUUCGAAGAUAUUGUAGGAGACGCCCACAGUGAUUUGGAUUUCUCGGCCCUUGGGAUUUUGGAGUUGUAUUAUCAUUGUGUUGCUAUCUUGUCAUGCCGGUACAAAUUGACGGACGGUCUUGACGGUGCCAAGGUUUCCUCCAUUCGGCAAGGUCUCGCAGCAGUUCGGAUUCAAUCCAUUGUUGCAACAGAAUGUACGGGCCGGCUACCACCUCUUCCUAUUGUACCCUAUGCAAUAGCCUUGUCGAUGAGUGUAUCUUAUCGGCAACUUCGAUCUAGCAAGCUGAUCACCCACUUUAAUCGAGCCAAGGCCAGCUUGGAGGCAUGUUGCUGUUUACUCGAAGAUCUCAGUCCUCGCUGGUCUUCCGCUGAAGCAAUGGCCCGCCUCGGCCAGAAAGCUUUACAGCAUAUUGGCCUUGAAAAAUCACAAUAUGCACGACCGAAGACGAUUUUGAUGCCACAGUCUCCCCACUUGCAUUCUCCCUACCCGGAGCCUGUUGACCCGUCCCACGAUAAUGAGCCCCGAUCAAGCCUGGGUGAAUCGGGAGGUGAUGCCGGUGUAUCAGAUAUGGGCCUUGCGCCUGUGAUUUCUAUGGAAAGCUCUCUUCCACCUAUGGAUGAUAUCAAUACUUCGAUGCAUGGGUUUUCCGACAUUGAUGCCCUAUUUGGCGAAUUCCUAGAUCUGUCCCUUCCGACGAACUUCUGGGAUCCCAUCUUUGCAGAGGCAGAGUCAGACAAUCAAGGGUCCUGA
Penicillium verhagenii is the source of this 1899-nucleotide messenger RNA. Its product is annotated as transcription factor domain-containing protein. Gene Ontology annotation, molecular function: DNA binding; zinc ion binding. The coding region runs from base 1 to 1899 and encodes 632 amino acids. Gene Ontology annotation, biological process: DNA-templated transcription. NCBI's taxonomy places the organism in Eukaryota, Fungi, Ascomycota, Eurotiomycetes, Eurotiales, Aspergillaceae. The record is from RefSeq and is a predicted model, not a curated record. The transcript is spliced from 3 exons.